Messenger RNA from Lymnaea stagnalis (great pond snail), 8128 nucleotides. Lineage: Eukaryota; Metazoa; Mollusca; Gastropoda; Lymnaeidae. The record is from the annotation of a GenBank genome assembly.
GGUUGACGUUGCAGCACAAUAAUGUCUAGCAACAAUGUAAACUAUUGAAUUCACAUUCUUUUUAAAACGAAAAAAAUUAUAAACGAAGUGAGAUAUAUAAAUAUUUAAAAUAUAGACCGAGGCUUAUAUAUAUUGGUAAUUUUUUGACACUAUGCUCUAUCCGAUUCUUAUUUAGUCAGUGAGCCUAAAGUAAAAUAGCUGCGUCUAUUCGGAUCCGCCUGACCCGGACCCAGGUAUCAGAAUGAGAGUUUGGUCAGUUUGGAUCUAUUGAAAAAUAUUAAAAAUAUUAUUGUAGGAUUUUUAAGACAAAAUUAGGUAUCAAAUGAAAGAUAAUUUCCGUCUUACAAAUUUUGUCUUACAACCCAACCAUAAUAUUUAAAAUAUUUUAAAAAAUCCCAACCUCUCACUUCUGGGACCCAGGUCAAAUAGCCUCUUCAUUAUAAUAAUUCAUUAAUUGCAGUGAGUUCUCAGUCACUGCUCAGACUAGGUCUAGGUACUUUGAAUUGCACUCACUGUCACAGAGCCACAAUCUGAGUCUCAUCCAUCAUUUAAAUUUAUGAAUUUUAAAAUUAUUUUAAUAAUAUUUUAUGUGGUACGACAAAAGUUAAUAAGUUUACCCUACUCCUACCAUUCCAGGUUCCUUAUUUGAACUUAUUUGGUACUCCUCAGAAAGGCGGUCCCAAAUUAAAAUAGAAUACUGUUCGUUAGAAGGUACCCGGCUACCAGCAUAAUAGCCGCCGAUAAUUGGUGUCAUAUUUGUUUACGUCUAAUGCUCUAUUUAAUUUUUUUUUCUUAUAAAGAUCGCAAACUUCAUCAACCUUUUCAUCUUCAUCUCCUGAAAGAAAUUUUUUUUUAAAGAAGAAGGAAAAAUAAAUAAAAAUGCACGAGAGAUACAAAAGUUAUCUCUGUUGAAUUGCUUUUUUGUAUUCAGCAAGCCACACUAACCAAGCCAUACACAUACAGUGCCUUCGGCGUUGUGUCAUACUCAUAAUCAUAAGUUUGUAGAAUGUUUCCUGACAAAAUAUUAUUUGAAAUAUGGUAUUGUAAAUUAAAUAUUAUUAAAAGCAAUAAUAGGUGUGCAAACAAAAUUUGAAGUAAAAAAAAUUAUGUCACAAAUUAUCUGCGGCUAUUAGGCUGGCAGCCGGACAAUUUCAAAUGAAAAGUAUUCAAUUUUUAAUUUGGGACCGCCGUUCUGAGGAGUGCCCCUUUUUUCUACAUUGAAAUUACAUUCUUUUCAUGACUGGAAUAAUAUUCAGGAAUGGAAUAUAAACCUUGUAAUCUUAAAACUGAACCACAUUAACUUUAUUCUAUUUUCUUCCUUUUGAUGUGGCCAGUGGCCCUGACCUUACUUUGACUCUUGAAAUGGUCCUUAGUCCUAGGCCGAAUUCUAUUAGAGUUGUAAUCAUACUAAAUUUCUUAUCCUACUUUUCUUAGGUCAUAAUGGAAGAAACAGAUGUGACUCUGAAUUUUGGAGAAGAAGAUGAUCUAGUUGAUAAGGACAAGAAUUUAAAGUAAGUAUCACAUAGUUCAAAUUUUGAAAGGGAAAAUUUUUUGCAUAUGACAUGAAAUAAACCAUAGCUAAAUCCCCUGCCUUACGGUAAGACACCUUUUAUCAAGCUUUUUCCUGUCUAGGGGCUAGACUUCAGUUUUUUAGUUUUAAAACAGCCUUAUAAAAAAACAAACUAUUAACAGCUAACAUUAAAUGGUAAUAGUUCAUCCAGUCCUAACAAAUUGGCUGAUUAUGGUUUAAAAACUAUUUAAUGAAACAUUUAGGUCAAAUAAAAAGGAAACUAACUAAUAAAUUUGGCACUGCUCCCUGGUUCAAUGGGAAACUUGUUCAUCGAUCCUUCAAACUUAAAAGUUUGGAAAACACUGGUAUAAAAUAUUCAUUCAUUCAGUCCUUAUUCGUUGACAGGUUCUUGAGACAACAGUCAAAAGAAUGCAAUUUCUUUAUGAGCUGUGUUCAGGGCCAGAUUUCUAUUCCACAUUUUGAUUCUAUAGUUCUGGAUCAGGUUCCAGUUUGGCUUUUCCUGGCCUUUCCAUCAUCAUGCUUGUUUGGAAAAGUGAGCUUCCGAUCUGAUGUAUAAGUGGUCUUUAAGCAUUCUUAUCUGUAGAGGAAAAUACCUAAGACAUUAAUUUAAAAAUAUUUUGGUCUUGAUGUGGAUCCUUAAGCUCGAAGAUCUCCAUAUGAAUGUCAAAAUUCCGAAUGUCAAAAUUCCUAAUGUCUGUCAUUGUCACCAUCUGUAAUGUCCUCGCCAAUGCUGUAUUAAGGGCAGUUUCCCAGGGCCUCAUGCUUCUAGGCGCAUCAAGCUUCUAGGGGAAUCAUGCUUUCCAAAUUGUUAAUAAAUAUUGAAAGAUCUUUUGUCACUUAAAUUUUAUUUAACUGUUUAACUACAAUACACUGCUGGUAGGGCCAAAGUUUCCUUCUAUCAUGGCUAUGAACUGCUGUGCGCGACACAAAAAAAAAGUUUGUUUCAUUGUAAAAUUAGUGAUAUAUUUAAAUUCUUACUUUCGUUUCAAUUUGAGAUUUUAAUUUACUGACAGAAAUUUAAUUUAAAAACCGCAUGGGACAGUCAGUCAGAAUGUAAAUAAUUUAUCGUGUUUUGAGGGUAGUUGGCAAGUAUUUUUCGUGGCAACUAGCAAUAAGGUUACCAAAAGCAAACAUACAUUAAAUAAGUUGGAGCUAUGUUUAUUCUUUUACUGAUUUUUAUAAAUUUGGAAACAUUUUCUAAUUUGGUGUAGAUGUGAUUACAUAAGUUAUUAGCCGCGACUAUUCGCACCCGGGUACCAGAAGUGAGAGGUUGGGAUUAAAAAACUACUUAAAAUAUUAUUGUUAGGUUUGUAAGACACAUAGGAGCCAGAAUGAUCAAUUGAUUGAUCGUGGGCCCUCAAAGUAAAGAAGAAGAAGAAGAAGACAAAAUGAGGUAUCAAUUGAAAGAUAAUUGAAUAGGCUAUAUGUUUGUGUUUGUUUUUCAUGUUGUUUUUGUCUACUAUGAUUAUUGAUUAUUUCUACUUCUAGUAUUAAAGAAGAUCAGUUUCAAUUUUUUUUCUCUUAACUAGUGUUUUGAGUAAUUACACUGUGUUUGGGAUUGGGUAAUUUCUUGAAAUUUCAUGAUCAAACAGAAAACAACACAGUUCCUUGACAAGCAGACAACAAGGUUAAUUUAUUACAAAUUACAGACAUUUCACAUCUAAAAAAUGAAUUCACUAAAAUAUAAAGGAUACUUCGUUGAAAUUUUCACACACACAAACUAUCAAGGGUUCUAAAACUUUAUCAAGCAACCUUCUCCUAAGCUUGUGUCCCCUACGUGAAUGCUGUACAAAACGGUCUGAUAAAGUGGGACCCCCACUUCAUACUUAAUGACUAUUGAAUGCAUGUAUGAUUAAAUUUGUAUUUGUGUUAUGAAGUUAUAAUAAGUGGGACAUAAAUAAAUCCAAUUAUUUUUUAGACACACAAUAAUAGGUUAUGUUUUUGCUUUUUCUGUUUCAGACAUCCAAUUGCUGUGUUCUUUCACAUCUUCUUCAGGGCUGCAGCCUUGAUCGCAUAUCUUCUUUGUGGAUUAUUUAGUUCAAGUUUUAUCACAAACUUUGUAGUAAUUAUACUUCUAUUAUGUAUGGACUUUUGGACUGUAAAGAAUGUCACUGGUAAGUAAGCCUUUUUAUUCAACCUUAACUCAAAUGUAAGAAUGGACUAAUAAGCAUAUAGGCCAAUUACCCAAACUUUUCUAGAUGACCCAUUCCGACUAAUUUAUUAUUUUUUAAUUGUUCUUUGAAAAUUUGUUUUUGUAAUUAAUUGUAGGUAAUUGGUAUAGUAUAAUAUUUAAUAAGUAAAUCUCAUAGAGUAAACUAUAAAGUAUCUUUUUGGAUUGAAAGGAACAAGAGUAUAUCAUUAAUAUUAUUGACACCGGAGUAUUUUGGAUGCUUAUGAUUCUCAAACAUUUGAUCCUUGCACCUGGACUGGAGAAAGUCUAAUUGCAGAAAUCAGCUUUUGUUGAUACUGCCAGCUGCAGCCAGAAAUGUGCCAAUUAGAGAAUUAGGUAAUCUGAAAAAGCCACAUCAUCUGAAAUGGAUGUACACUAAACAAAAAAAUGGCUAUGAAAUGACCAAGCAAAAAUAUGGUUAGGAAAUGACCAAGCAAAAAUAUGGUUAGGAAAUGACCAAAGAAAGAAAUAGAAAAGUCUUCACAACAUGGAGAUGAAUUAUAAUGUUUAUGUUGUGUCCAAUGAGUCAUAGUGAAAAUUGUCAAACAGCAAGGAUUAGAACAAUUGACCAGUGGAAAAAUUAUAAAGUACAAAAGCAGCCCUAAGAGUAGAAACUAGCAUUCAUCUGAUUUUGUGCAAUUUGAAAAAAAUAAAAUAAAACAUCUAAAAUUCUAUUAAAAAGAAUGAUCUAGAUUUACAUCUACCAUCUAAAUUUAAGUCAAUUAAUCAGUGAAAUUUGAGGCAGUACUAAUAACUGGAAAAACAACAGAAUAAGCACAUAGGCCUCAAUGUCAAUCUACUUAUUUAAGAAUCUUACACUAUAAUUAAUUAUUAUGCUAUUUAUACCCAAUUUUUUUUUUUUUUUUAAAGUAAGUUCUUCACAGUACCAGUAUAGGUCUAAAUGGUUUGUGAAAUAAACAAAAGUAAAACUUUUCUUAGUUAAAUUUCGCCUUAUGCAACAAGAUCUCAUUUCACAAAAGUUUAUAAUACAUUGAAUCACUUGUACAAUCGCUAAUUUUUUCAAAAGUAAUGGAAGAGUAUAAAAAAUGCUAUCUACUAUCUGGAUUCAUUUUGGAUAACGUCAGGCUGGUCCUUCUUUUAAGAGUUUUAUCAGUUUCAAAACUUGUCAUGGUUAAAAUGAUCAAAUUGCAGCACAAAUUGUUAAAUUAUUUUUUUCAUCCGUAUGCAGGUAGGUUAUUGGUUGGAUUGCGCUGGUGGAAUUAUGUGGACGAGAAAGGAGUAAGCCGUUGGAUUUAUGAAUCGCGGAAGGUAAACACAAAUGCUGAUUUAUGGGACAAGAUGUUAUAAGAACAUUUAGAAUUUGUUAGCCGUGUCCUAAGAUAAAGCUUAAUUUAAAAAUAUUAGAAGAUGGUAUCCCAGCAUUGACUUAAAAUUUAUUUAGACACUAUUUCAUCUCAAAUUUCAGGGUUCAGGUUCCAUCAAAAUUUCAGCGGCUGAAGCAAGAAUAUUCUGGUUAUCUCUUGUCAUUUGUCAACUUUUGUGGGUUGUGUUUUUCUUUGCUGCAAUAUUCCAACUCAGCUUUAAGUGGUUUGUAAGUUCCUUUGCUGACUUAACUAAAUUAAUUCUCUUCAACAUUGGCUUGGUGUUUAGACUCUGGACACGACCUAUGUAAUCGGUGUUCAGACACUGGACAUGACUACAUGCUUGUGGCCAACGGUAUCAAUAAAUAACAUUGUUCUAUUAAAACAGUUAAAAGGAUUAGAUUUUAUUGUUCAUUUCAUUUUAACAUCCCCAAUUAAAAAAGUAUGAUUUCCAGAACAGUUACAAAAUUUACUUAAUUAAAAACUCAUCGGUUUUUAACUUAACUUAACUAGACUUUUAAACAACUGUACAUAUCACAACUGUCUUCAGAGGUCUUUUAUUUUCCAAUUCACACCAAAUAACCAAAACUUAACUCAUUCCCGACGGUUGCUACUUAAUGCGUCCUUUGGGGGUUUGACGGAUGCGUCCAAAUGCUUCCCGGCGCAUAGCGACACACUUCUCUCAAGUCAAUUUAAAAAUAGCACUGAAAUCUCACAUCCCUCAUGACUUCCUGCAAUGGCAUAAUUCAGUGUGAUUUCAAUCAUUUUUGGAUGUAUUUGUCCUUAAAUCAUUAACAUUAAUUAAUAUUUAGCAGCUUAAAAAAUAUUUUACAAAUGUAAAUCAAUUGCAAGAUGGAGUUACUUCCCUUUCUCAGGCAUAUACAUUAAUUAUGGAAGUAGCACUGCCGUAAGGAAUGAGUUAAAAGCUGUAAAUCCCAUCUAGGUAACAAACCAACAAUUUGUUAAUUUUUGUGUAAUAAUCUAAUUCGUUUGAUCUAUUUUGAAAACAGGAAUGCACUGUUUACAUUUUAUUCUUUUACAAUUACAGCAAAAGACUUGUUUUGUACUUAAUUUUUGAUUUGGAAAUGCAAUAAUUAUUAUAAUAAUUGAAAUCAAUUUUAAUAUGCCAGAUGGUGGUGGUUGUUGGUUUCCUCAUGAAUGGAGCAAACUUGUAUGGAUAUGUACGCUGUCGAGUUGGAGCCAAAAAAAAUUUGUCGUCAGUAGCUACAAAUUUCUUGUCCACACGUCUGUUUACAUCAGUAAGUUUAAUUAACUGCUUAGUAAUCCCUCAUAAAACUAAGGCAUAAUAAUAAGAUAAAACCUAUGGAGAAAGCUACCUAAAAAUUAAAAAAUUUUUUUUUACAAUGAACAUGGAAACUUUACAAUCUCUUUUUAUAUUGUCAGAUGUUAUCAUCUGCGGCAUCACAAGUGUCUACAGCAAAUACAGAAGAAACGAGGUCAUCCAGGGGAACCGACCAGCAUUAACAUGUGUUUAUGUGAUAAUAUAAUUCAUUUAAUUUAUAUAUUUCAAAAACUAAUGAGCUUAAACAUUUAAGACGAGAAAAGUUAAUUAAAUAAUAAAAAUUAAAGAUUGGGCUGUUUUAAUUUUGUGCAAUUUCUUUCCUCAAAUAGCACGUGGGUAGCACUUUUUACUGGAACAAAAGUAACUAAUGAAAAAAAUGUAUCAGAAACAGGAUUUUAUGUUUGUUAAUUGGAGCAAACAUAAUCGUUGAGGAUGAGUUGUAUCUCUGUAUGCCACUUAGCUGUGCCUGAUGCCAGCUUUGAGGAUGAGUUGUAUCUCUGUAUGCCACUUAGCUGUGCCUGAUGCCAGCUUUUAGGAUGAGUUGUAUCUCUUUAUGCCACUUAGCUGUGCCUGAUACCAGUUAUGUAAGUGCUUGUAGUUGUUUUCAUAAUUUUGUAAAAGCUUUGUUUUCAUUGUAUGCUUGCAAAAUAAAAUUCAUUUUGACUAUUAUUGUGCAAUAAACUGUUUCUUCAUAUUAUAAUAAAUCCAUUAGAUUACCAUCACUACAGGUAAGAGCACUGCAUAAAUAAAACAAUUUCAAUAGUGGAGCAGUUUUUCUCUCUAUAAAUUACAAUGUGUUUGCUGGGGUUAUUAACUAUUAAUUGAACAAAUCUCAACUUUCAAUGGUAUGCAGCUUAUUUUAUUGACUUUAAAUUUGAUUACUUAAUCAAGGUAACUUUAUGAAGUUAAUAUGAAUAUCUGUAUGGAAAGGAAGCAAGUGGCAUUAGUAUUUAUAAUGAUGUUUGCCAGUUGAUUAUGCCAUGAUGUUUAUAUUCAUUUAAUCAACUAUAAUCCUGUAUAUGUAUAAUGUUUUGAUGCUUUAAUUUUAAUAGCCUUACCAUGUAUAUCUCAAUGUCACACUGAAGGGGUGGAACUAUAUUUAAUUUAAAUUCUCGUGCAACAGAAACUGAGUUUAAAACUUUUAAAAAAAACAUUACAUUCCUUGCAAAUGAAUACAUUUGAUGCUGUUAACUUAACAUUUUUAGUUACGCUAUUUGAUUUAAAAAAUCUCUUAUUUUGAAAGUGACUUUUGUUUUUGUUCCAUUAUUUAUUUUUUUGGGGGGUUGAAAAGAAGUGUGUAGUGAAAAAAAAGGAUGAAUAUUCUUUUCACAUUUACAACUGAACAUGACAGCAUUCAUGGGUGGCUUGAAAAUGUUGAAAGGAAUAUUUGCAGUGGUAUAGUUAUUUCAUAGUUCAUUGUUUUUAAUCUGUUUAAAAUAUUCUACGACCAACAGUUAUUAAUGGUAUUAACACCAGUUGUUGAGGGUAUUUAUUCAAACAGGGGAUUGUUAAUUUUGUUGAAUGCAUGUUUGGAGAUGAAUCUGAUGAAAGUAAUCUUAUAUUAUCUAAUGUUAGCUAAUUAAAUUCCAGUGGAACCAUUGUUUACAAGAUUUUCAAGCUCUUGUAGGUAUGUCCUCGUUUUAUUGCCAAUGUAAGUGAAUUCCCAAUAGAACUAUUGUGAAUGCUACUUUUUAUUAAUCCAAAAAAAAAAUAUGAUUCAACUUUUAUUUAAGCAAAUUCUUUUUUUUUUUUUUUGUCAAAUAGAUCCGACUAGCAUAACUGUAAAUGUAAAAUUUAAAACU